This is a messenger RNA of Cylicocyclus nassatus, 1415 nucleotides long. Lineage: Eukaryota; Metazoa; Nematoda; Chromadorea; Rhabditida; Strongylidae. The record is from the annotation of a GenBank genome assembly.
AUGGCCAACGAACUGAAAGCAGCACAAAGGUCAAUCGAAAAAGAUGAAACAGUCGUGUUUUAUCGUUCGUUGCUGCUGUUCUUCUUUCGGAACAUCGUCACAUCGAACUUGGCUGCACUUCCGUAUUUGGAGCGACCAAGAGUGAAUUGCUUGUGCUGGUGUUUCUUGCUGUGUUAUGUCAAUGCGGGACAUUGGCAAACCUCCGAGCACAAAAAGAAAUAUCCGAAUGAGAAUGUGCAAGUGACGGAGAUCUCAAAGAAAUGCAGUGAAAAAUGGAAAACUAUGUCGGAUGAUGAAAAGAGACGAUUCUAUGAAUUGGCACAAAAGGAUGCUGAAAGGUAUCAAGCAGAGGUUGCUGCUUACGGUGGUGAAGAUGCCAUGCGAAAGCGAAAGCGUGCCAAGAAGGAUCCCAAUGCACCAAAACGUGCUCUGUCCGCAUUCUUCUUCUUCUCACAAGAUCGAAGACCCGAAGUUCAGCAAAUGCAUCCAGAAUGGAAAGUUGGACAGGUUGCUCAAGAACUGGGAAGAAUGUGGAAGAAUGUCUCAAUGGACGAAAAAGACAUGUAUGAAAGAAAAGCACUUGCAGAUAAAGAGAGAUAUGCAGAGGAAAUGCGCGACUACAAAACUGCAAUCACCAAAAUCCCUGGACUUGAACAUCUAGAGGAUGAACAUCACAUGCACCUUGUUCACGUUGAUGAACAUGACUUGCAGCAAGGCCAAAUUGUUUAGGUCGUGAGUUGUUCAGCGUGUUAAGAGGAACUAACGGUGAUUUGUGUUUUUGUUCCUUUGCACAAAACGUCAUUUGAGUUUUCCUAAGGGAAUUUCCUAUUUAUCUUUGUCUGGUAUCUGCGAUGACGGUGUUCUCUGCUUGAAGCAAUUGCUCGGCGAGUCAAUGCUCGAAACUAAAGCGAUCUGGGCUUCUUAUGUUACAGUUAGAUUUUUGCUGAACAACUCAUGUCAGGUUUGUCGCUGCAUUUUUCCAACUCUUUUCUGUCCUUUUUAGCUACACAGAGUUGUGAAGACACUUUUUUUGCCUGUAGUCGCUUUUUCUUUGCAUAUAGUUUCCCCUCUAUGUUUCCUUACUGUGCUGCAAAAAUAGCUUUGAUUGAUUAGCUUGACUAUACAUAUCGUAGAUUGUAAUUACUCCUCGUUCAUUUACUCGCGCAAAAAAUGCUGUACAGUUGCCUAUAAAUUGUCUUGUUGUUUGUGUAGUCUGCAAAAACGACCAAAAUAAAGGUGAAUGUUACCAUCAAGUGCGUUUCUUCUGUGGUCGAAACGCAUAGCGAACCUUUAUUUUUGGUCAUUACAUGGAAUGUCGAAUGUUGUUGCAUUCAUUUUUUGCUGUUCUCUCCUGUUAUGACUGAAGCGUACGAACUGUAAAGUUGAUGAUGGGUAGUGGAGUGGUUCGAAGUUCU